AUGCAAGCCACUCGGAAACGGGGCUCCGUCACUGGCCUUGAUGAAGUGACUCGCACUCCUAGUGGUAUCCGUGGCCUGGUACAAAACAGAGGAUGUUUGGGAUUGGCCUUGUUCGCCUCUCUUGGGGGUGUCCUCUACGGCUAUAAUCAGGGAGUGUUUGGUCAGGUCCAGGUCAUGUCUGAUUUCGAGCAUCGUUUUGCAGCCACUCUUAACAACUCUUCAACCAAAGGCCUUCUUACUGGAAUUUUAGAGCUGGGAGCUAUGGCUGGAGCUUUGGGCAGCAGUCCACUCGCGGACAAAUAUUCCAGGAAGCUUUCAAUUUCAGCCUGGUGCAUUAUCUUCAUACUUGGUGUCGCCCUUCAAGUAGGUGCGCCUAGCAACGUCGCUUUCAUUUACUCUGGUCGUUGGUUUGCCGGCAUGGGUGUUGGUGGGCUUUCCGUCGUUGUGCCCAUGUUCAACGCCGAGCUUGCGCCUGCAUCCAUUAGAGGUACCCUAGUUGGUCUACAGCAAGUAGCAAUUUGCUUCGGCAUCAUGAUAUCAUAUUGGAUUGGGUACGGUACUAACUAUAUCGGUGGAACUACCUACCCAGAUCAAUCAAGCGCAGCUUGGAGAAUUCCGCUUGCACUUCAGCUAAUCCCUGCAAUUAUCCUUUGCGUUGGCUCGUGGUUCCUCCCGUACUCGCCUCGAUGGCUCAUGCUAGUCAAUAAGGAAGAAGAAUGUCUUGCGGUUUUGGCUCGCCUUCGAAAACAGGACGCAAGCUCUCCAGCAGUUCAGUAUGAAUAUCGGUCGCUCAAGGUCGAGGCUUAUGCAGACCGUGAGACCUCUAGAUUGCGCUACGGAACUGAAAAGAAGAACUGGCGCACUGAGGUCCUUGAGUACAAACGGAUUUUCACAACAAAAGUACUUCUACAUCGUGUUGGUCUCGGCGCCGGUGUUCAAGCAUUUGGCCAGUGGUCAGGAAUCAAUUCAAUCAUCUAUUACGCUCCAACCGUUUUUGCACAAGUCGGUCUUUCGGGCGGAAGCAUUGGACUACUGGCCACUGGAGUUGUGGGUAUCGUAAUGUUCAUCUUCACGAUCCCAGGCGCUCUUUUGGUGGAUAAGGCUGGUCGCAAGCCAAUGCUUUUCUGGGGCUUGGCCAAUAUGGGUAUCUCCCACGCAAUUGUUGCUGCCCUCAUCGCUACCUACGGCGAUAAUUUUGAAGAGCACAAGUCUGCCGGCAAUGCCGCUAUUUUCUUCAUUUACUGGAUGAUCCUUAACUACGCAAUGCCCUAUGGACCUAUCGGCUGGGUCGUCACUGCGGAGGCGUCAUCGCUUGAUAUACGCGCCAAAGGAGUCGCUAUUGGUUCUGCAGUGAACUGGAUCAUGAAUUUCGCUGUCGCACAAGUCACGCCUGUUAUGCUCACGAACAUUGGCUACAAGACCUUCAUCGUCUCCAUGUGCUUCUGUGCCCUUGGUCUGGUCUGGAUCUACUUUGUUUUGCCAGAAUUGAAAGGCUUGACGCUCGAGGAGAUUGAUGCCGUUUUUGCGGACGAGGUCAGCGCAGAAGAUCGUCUCCGCCGCGAGCGCCUUGCAGUCGAGCUUGGAAUCAAUGGCAUGGCGGAUCUGGCUGCAGAUGUUGGAAUUAUAGACGAGCACAAAGAUUCGUCGUCUAAGCGGGAGGUCGAAAUGGUGGAGGAAUAG
Aspergillus chevalieri is the source of this 1680-nucleotide messenger RNA. Its product is annotated as sugar porter family MFS transporter. Gene Ontology annotation, cellular component: membrane. Gene Ontology annotation, biological process: transmembrane transport; carbohydrate transport. Gene Ontology annotation, molecular function: carbohydrate:proton symporter activity. Lineage: Eukaryota; Fungi; Ascomycota; Eurotiomycetes; Eurotiales; Aspergillaceae. Bases 1 to 1680 code for a protein of 559 amino acids. The record is from RefSeq and is a predicted model, not a curated record. The transcript has 8 exons.